GGAGCGAUUAGCCGAGGGAGGCGAGCAGCCAAUGAGAGCUCCGCCUCACGUCGGUGAUUGGCAUCCAAGUGGGCCUUUGCGAGUGGAGGAGGAGGAAGAGGAGGUCGCCGCGGCUCGGGCCGGCCGCCGCCGAGUGCGAGGCUGGAUGGAUCUGUUCGGGGACCUUCCCGACGCGGCCCCUUCGGCAGCUGUGGAGGCGGUGGCAGGUAAGCGCCCCGGGCGCCCUUCGGGGCCUGGACUUCGCCGACCGCUUGGCGGAAAGGAGCCUUCGGCUGUCGGCCUCAGGAGCCGGGCUGGAGCUUAGCCGCCCGCCCUCCUUCCCUUCCCGGAGCCUUGAAUUCGCCUCAUUUCUUGGCGGGGAAGGGAAGGCGCCGCCUGCACUCGGGGCCACCUGCGCAGCCAUGGUCCCUUCGAAGAGCGGCCAAGGCCCCAGGUGGGCGCAUGCACGGGCUGUGUUGUUUUUUUCAUGCCCAGGAUUAGCCCCGCUUUGCUAAACACGGUGCAGCACGCAUGCGCGUGUGAACUCGUACACGGAUGCACGCGUCGCGUAUUGACACCGGGAUGCGCGCACGCGCGUCCUUUUCUUGGGUGAAAGCCCUAGCGCGCACUCACACAUACACACGCAUGGGUAACGGCUUCCGAGGUACUGUAAUUGCUGCUGCUUCCGUGACUUUCCAGUACUGUAUUGUUUUGACUGUUAGCUGCUAGGAAGGGAGGAGGAGCAACUGAUUCUGCCCCCAGGGGAAUGGUUAUUUUUUUAAAAAGAAAGAAGUCAAUCUGUCCCUUGUGGUCACAUGUUCUCAAAUUGAUAUCUGUUGUUGUGUCUCUUUAUUUUUUAGGGAAAGAAGGGCAGAAAGGAAUUUUGCUUUUUGAUGAACUUCCGUCAGUCAGCAGCACUGACUUUGGUAUGAUUCUUGUAUACAUCGUGUCUUUCACUGACUAGCAUGGUCAUCUCCUUUUCCUCCUUUUGUUUUGUUUGUUAGGCCCUUAUGUAGUGAUGUGCCCUCCUUAUGCCUCAGGGGAAGACUAGCAGGCACUCUUAAUCCUCUUCAUGUAUGUAACUUGCUUUGAGAAAAGAAGGACACCAUUGCUCCUUUGAGAAAAGCAGGACACCAUUGUUCCUUGACUAAUGUUUUUCUUUAUGGCAGUUCUUCAAGCCAUAUGUACUCUUUGUCCCAGCCCCAACUUACUACAUGUAUGUCGAAACUCCAUCACAAAGUGGGCCUUUACACCUGGGCAAGAAGUUGUGUUUAUUAUUUAUUAAUGUGCAUUCAUUACUUGCUAUGUAAAAUGUCUCCAGGUGACUUUCAGUUGUAAAUUUUUUUAAAAAAAAUACAAGUUAAAACAUAAAAAGAAUAAAACAGCUAUUUACUCAAAAGUGCUCAUCCUGCAAUAUUAUAGAAAAAAACAAAUCCUACCCUGGCCCACUAAAAGCUUGAACACCACAAUACACUAGUGCAGGGCCUUUGAUCCUCCAGAUGUUGCUGAACUACAACUUCUGUGAGCCCCAGACAGAAAUGGUGGGCAUUUUAGUUCAGUAAUGCCUGGAGGCUAAAAAUUUCCCAAAAUGUGGGUAGGGUAUCAUCAUAUAUGGUCCCAACUAAGAACCAAAUGCCUGAGUAAACAGGAACAUUUUUGACUGGCACUUAAAAGUGAAUAAUGAUGGAUAUAGUUGCUGCUUCUGGCUGGGGGGGUUCUCUGACUCAAGGUGCCUGUAGGAUUGGGAAGAUGCUGUGCUGAUGUCCCAACUGUGAUUUACCCCUUGGCUGAACCCUGUCUCUUUGUUUAGCAUGGGCGCCAUUCCUGUAUCACAGGGCCUUGACCAUCCAAGCCUGCAUUUGUAAUGUGUAGCUACAUGCCUAAGUUUACUUUUGUUCUUCGGCUUGCUACACAAGCAGCAUUUCUACAUCGCACUCAGGUUUACCAGUAGAGUGAUUACAGAGACAUUGCUGAUAAUACAAAGGCUGGUUGCUGUAGAACAGACAUUUUAGCUUGGCAGUGCUGUUUUAUAGAUUGUGUGUUCUUUAUGAAACUAUCUGAGAAAUCUGUUUGCUCUGGGACCUGGAUUCUGGACACAUGUUUCCUUGUGUUUUAGGAACUGGAGGCUCUUUGCUUUUUGACGACCUCCCACCUGCCAGCAGCGGAAACUCAGGUGAGCAGUAGUCUCAACAUUUCUGUCUUGCUGUUGAUUGCACUGCUGUAAUAGGAUCACACCUGAGAAUGAAACAUGCUUGAGUGCUUCAGAAGUUGGUUAACUGAAGGGCUUCAUCAAAUAGUCACAGGUGAACAUUUUCAGGCUCAAAAGUAGUGGUUUGAAGGAGGUGGAUUGUUCCCUCCACACCACACCCUCUUUGUCUCUUCAGCUCUUGUGUGUUGGCUGUUCACUUCCCCGCUGGCAACUGCUUUGGUACCAUCUUUUAUUGCUGUUGAUACUAGAGCUUCCUCUAGCUAGGAUUAUAUAAAGGGGAAAUCAAGGGUGGUGUAGCCAGUGUUACAGCAUAAUUUGGCCCAUCUCAUCUGGCUGCAUAAUCCCAGCCAGUCAGGGAUUGUGUACUCUGUCACAGUAUCACUUGAGUAAAUGACUCGGAUAAAUAAAAUAACUGACCAACAUUUUGUUCCUCAGCUUCACAUCCUGCAGAGCAAGUUUCUCUUCCCGUGAGCCAUGGGAAGGGAGAGAAGAGGAAAUCCACGGAGGGAGAGAAGAAUGGGAGUGAAGAACUUGUGGAAAAGAAAGUUUGUAAAGGUUUUCAGACACUCUGAAGCCACAUAUUUUCUAUUCUACUGCUGCCUUAAAUUAGGGCAAAAGUGAGAUUGCUUCCUGUUGUGAUCAUUCUUAGGAAUGAGCAGGGGGAGGAGUAUAAGAUGCUCAUGAACAAAUGUCUCACCUCUGCAGAGUUUCCUGCUUUUAAGGGUAUUCUUGUUUCCUUGCAGACACUAUUGUGUCUGUAUUAUAUCGGUAAGCCAUGUUUCCUCCAAGGAGCGAAGGACAAUGUAUGUAUCUGUUACCCCCUCUUCUCCUCAGAACAACUUUGUGAGAGAGGCUGGUGGUGGUAGCUUUUUCAUGACAGUUCUGGGUUGCUUUUCAGGCAGCUGAGUCCUCAAUGUGGCUCACAAUAACAAGGUGCUGUGCACAAUUCAAAACAAGAAUUGCCUAAUAAGAUGAAUGAGGAUCUGAAGACAGGCCUGUGUCCAUGUCUCUUUAUCCACUGCCACGAAAGCUUUUUUUCUUGGUGCUCUUUGCAACAUGGCCUAACUGCUGCCAUGCCAUACAGCCUCCAUCUGUUUCCUCAUCUGCCUCGGGUAGAAGGCUUCUUAGAUUAUCCAAGCUAACCUAGAGUGUAGAAGCAAAAACAUCUUUCGAUCUCCCAACUGAAUUGUAAUGUGGCAACAGUGGCAUGACGGGAGUCACAUCUGCUUCUGUUCACAUCAACUGCAUUUGUAGAAAUCCCAGAAGUGUACCAUGUUGACGUAUUCUCUGGUGCACCUGAUCAAGCUGUAGCUGUUCAAUCUAGUGCUGUGGCUAACACAGUAAUGCCACAAGGUUUAAAAAUUAAGAAUAUUCAGAGGGUUCUAACCCCAGUUGAACAGCUUUUUCGUAUUAGAAUGUAUUCUGCCAGCAGAUUCUUUUUGAAUGUGAAUACAACUUGGGAAUGUUCCUACAUUGCCUUGAAUGGUGCUUUCAGUCUUUUGUUUUAUUGGCAUUGCUAGUGUACUCUUAAUUGGUGUGUUCUAUUCUAUAAUGUUGCUGUCUGGUAGUCUAGUUAAAGCUUUACAUGUAGUUUGUUACCAAGAGGUUUUCAGAAUGAUACUGUCCUAAGCAAAAUGGCCACUUAAUGGGAUGUUGUGCAAAAGAGAGCUCAAGGAUUGAAUCUUGUGUGUAUCUUUUGCUUUCUUUUUAGAUUCUGCGGGUAUCCUUGGUCUGAAGGGCUACGUGGCAGAGAGGAAGGGAGAGCGAGAAGAGAUGCAGGAUGCCCAUGUCAUUCUGAAUGAUAUCACAGAAGAGUGCAGCCCCCUCCCCUCUCAGAUGUGAGUAUUAUAUUUGCAUAUUAUCAUAUUGACUCGUGUGUGUGUGUGUCCUAGUCCUACUUUGUGCUGAAUAACCUGUUUUGCGAUAUGUGGGCAAUAAUUUUAAAGUUGCUUUCCAGUUGAUUUGGUGUCUGGAAAUAGUGUUUUCCUUUUUGAAAUGUGUUAUGCCAGCAAUGGUUAUUAGACAUAUCUAUAUAAUAAAUUAGCUCUGGUGUUGGAGAUGGCAUGCCUUUGAGUGGGGAACACUGUUGCCCUUAGGCCUUCUUUCUGGGCUCCUAGAAAACAUUUGGUUGGCCAUUGUGGGCACAGAAUGCUAAACUAAAUGGGCAGUUGGUAUAACUCGGUGCGAUUCUUCCUGUUCCUAUUGAACACACACAUUCACACCUCAAUGCACCUUUCCUCACAGAUGUAAUUCUGGGAGAUACAGCAGAAAAUUGGGCCCAAGUUAUCCUAAAAGAGCACGUCAGAUAUUUGCUUUCCAUCCUUUUUAUUCUGUAUUCUUCUAAAGAGGCAAGAUCUCUAUUUGUGUAACUGUUAAGAUUCUACCAGUGGCAUUGGAAAACCUAGGAUCUGGGUCCUUGUUGAUACUGGGGGCUGCUUCACACAUUGACAAAUUCAUAAUUUAAAGAGAAAUGUGAAACCUGUACGUAGGCAAUCCAUGUCGGCAAUGAGGACCCUGUUGCCCUGUUCAUGGACUGCAACUCCGGUAAUCCCUGACCAUUGGCCAUGCUGGCUGGUGCUGAUGUUGGGAGUCGAACAGCAUCUGUUAAACACCAGAUUGCCUAUCCUUGUGGUACAUGGAUGAGGGAAGGUUGUGCUUUUUGCAGAUCCGCUAGUGAUGCAAGUUCAGCACAUUGUCAGUUUCUUGGCCGCUUCCAGAGAAUGGGGUCAAUCUUGUCUUCCUUUACAGUACCCGUGUCUCAUACUUUGCUGUCUUUGAUGGCCAUGGAGGAGUUCGAGCUUCAAAGUAUGCAGCACAGAACCUGCAUCAAAACCUGAUCAGAAAAUUCCCUAAAGGUAAAAUUGGGGGUUGGGGAGUGCAGUGUGUGUGCAGUAUCAUUCUCUGGGGUUUCCUGCUUGCUGAGCACUAGUUUUAAAGCAGUGUAGCUGCUGCUGCUUGCUCAGAAGAAACUAACUUUGUGCUUGUUUGGGUACACAAUGCCCAGUACUUUUAUCAGCUGCGCUGGCUCCCAAUCCGUUUCUGGACCCAAUUAAAACUCCUGGUUUCAAUUAUUUGUUUUCCUUUAAAUUGUAUCCUGCCUUUAUUCCCCCUUAAAAGCCAAGUUGGCACACAUGUGACUGCAGGGUGGCCUCUCACUCAGGCAUUGGACAGACCCAGGCCUGCUGAGCUUCAACACAGUGUCCCUUCACACCAUAGUCCUGGGGUCCUGCUUAAGCCCUAAAGAAAUUGGAGCCAGGCUAUCUGAAGGAGUGCCUUAUCUAACAUAUAUUUAACCAAACUAUGACAUUGCCUUCAGAAGUCCUAUUCUGCAGUCCUGUCCUGUGGCAAGUGAAGGAUGGUGGGUGGCCUCUAGGGAGACAGCCUUCCUUGCAGGGACACCCCAGUUGCAAAGUGCCCUCCCUGAACGGUUAAUCUGAAUUGCAGAUUUUCAUUUAUUUCAUAAAAUUUAUACACCGCUUGAUUGUAAAGAAAAAACUAACAACAACCCUCAAAGCAGUUUACAAAAGGAUAAAACCAAAAAAUCAGAGGGGGAAAUUCAAUAUCUUAAAACAUACAAGAAGUUAAAAUACUAAAACAGAUUAAAGUUUUAAGCAUCUGGGUAGGCUUGGCCAAACAGGAAUGUUUUUAGCAGACACUGGAAAUUAGUAUUUUAGUCAUAAUACAUUCUGUAAGCAACAUUUCAGGUAAUCCUGAGCAAGAAUUUUGAUUUGUCUAGCACAGAAUAUGUUUUGAGGGAAGUAGCUAAUCACUUCUUUCGUGUUCAUAACAGGAGAUGUGCCCAGUGUUGAGAAAACAAUAAGAAGAUGCCUUCUGGACACCUUCAAAUACACCGAUGAGGAGUUUCUCAAGCAGGCUUCCAGCCAGUAAGUGUAAACUUUCCAGGUAUAUAGGCCAGGCAUAGGCAAACUCGGCCCUCCAGAUGUUUUGAGACUACAAUUCCCAUCAGUCCUGGCCACUGGUCCUGCUAGGGAUCAUGGGAGUUGUAGGCCAAAAACAUCUGGAGGGCCAAGUUUGCCUAUGCCUGAUAAAGGCAUUGUGUUAAGCGUAAUUGGGACUGUAUUGCUUCAGAAAAGAUGUUUGCAUGUUUCCCCUUGUCAGAUGUUCCCUACAGAUGAGAAAGAAAGUUGUCAAGUAGUGUUAAAACAAAGCCACCUUCAUAACCCUCCCCCUUUUUGCUCCUGCAGAGCCAGUGUGGUAUAGUAGUUAAAGUGUCAGACUAGGACUUGGGUUCAGAUGCCUACACACUUCCACUCACCUUAGGCCGGUCACUGUCUCUCAGCCAAACCUACCUCACAGGGUUGUUGUGGGAAUUAAUUGAGGCGGUGAGAACCAUUUUCCACCUUGAGCACCUUUGGCAAAAAAAAAGUGGGCUAUAAAUGCAAUAAAUAAAUAAUAAUUUGAUAACUAUUUUUCCAUUGCAGGAGUCUUUGUGGGUGGGUGUAUACAUACUCAGUUGUACACUCCUUCAUGUGAACUCAACCAUUUCAAAAUGCAAGGGGGGCUAUAGCACAGGUGUGUUCUUAAACUUGUGAGUGGUCCAUUAAUCCCCCCUCUUUUUUGCAUUGGGCUUUCAGUCUCCAUAAUUGUGCAGCAUGACUCUUGGAACAAUUUGGAACUUGCUUGAACUCACUUUUUUGUUUCCACUUUCUUGUGCUUACAGGAAACCUGCCUGGAAGGAUGGCUCCACAGCAACCUGUGUGCUGGUGAUUGAUAAUACUUUGUAUAUUGCCAACCUUGGAGACAGCAGGGUAAGCAGCACUAGAAGUUGUGGGUCCAAUUUCAAUACAUUUUUCUUGUUACUGAGUGACGCUAAUCUUUUCAGUUCCACCAAAAGAUGCUGUAGCAGCUGUACCUUAGCACUGUCAUUACCUUGCAAUAUGUCCACCAAAUUUAGUUGUUGGGAGGAAAUGUGCUUUGGAGCAGCUCUGUGAUCCAUUGGAUUUUCUUGGUGAACUCUAGAUGGCGUUAAAGACUCAGUGGUGUUGUCUUUCCAUCAAUUUUUAAGAUGUUCUCAGCUCAAGCCAAUUUCAGGCUCUGGCCAUUUUGUGUUUUAAAUUUGUUGUUAGCCACCCUGAGCCCAGUUUUCUGAACCAGGAAGGGCGGGGUAUAAAUAAAAAUUAUUAUUAUUAUUAUUAUUAUUAGUGAGGCUGGAGCCAUGCAAUAGAGUGACACUACUUAACUUAGAAAUUGGGACGCGGGUGGCGCUGUGGGUUAAACCACAGAGCCUAGGACUUGCCAAUCAGAAGGUCAGCGGUUUGAAUCCCCGUGACGGGGUGAGCUCCUGUUGCUCGGUCCCUGUUCCUGCCAACCUAGCAGUUUGAAUGCACGUCAAAGUUCAAGUAGAUAAAUAGGUACCGCUCCGGCGGGAAGGUAAACGGUGUUUCCAUGCACUGCUCUGGUUCACCAGAAGCGGCUUAGUCAUGCUGGCCACAUGACCCAGAAGCUGUACGCCAGCUCCUUCGGCCAAUAAAGCAAGAUGAGUGCCACAACCCCAGAGUUGGUCACGACUGGACCAAAUGGUCAGGGGUCCCUUUACCUUUACUUAGAAAUUGUUUAAGGGUUUGCUUAAUGGAAAGUUGUAUCCUAUAUUGCCCCAAGCAGAGACUUGCAAUCCUUGCUACUUGCUCAUGCGGGUUCUUCUGUCAGUGCAGGCGCUUCUGUGUCGCUACAAUGAAGAAAGUCAGAAACAUACAGCCUUAAGUCUCAGUAAAGAACAUAACCCAACUCAAUACGACGAGCGGAUGAGGAUCCAAAAGGCUGGAGGGAAUGUCAGGUAACAGGUUUCUCUUCUCUUCCUCCAAUAGCCCUUCAGCAACAUUUGGGUUUUUUAGCUGCAAACCACCCCCCUCUGGCCGCCCAAUGUAAAUGCUCAUUUGAACUGUGGAAAAUUCUUAUUAACUGUUAGCUGUAGACUAUGUGAGGUGGCUUUUUUAUUUUGUUAGAAGCCAUCAUUUAACUACCUAUGUGGAUAAAUGUUAAUAGUUGAAAUAAGUUAGUGUUUUCCUAGCUAUAUAGAGUAUGAAUAUGAACUGGUAUUGUAUUUAUUGGUGGGGUGUAUAAAGAAUGUGACUCUGUAAAAAUGACAAUUCAUCUGACCUUGGGAGCACACAGGGCCCUUUAACUGCUGGCCAGAUAGCUUUAAUCCAGCUGCUCAGAUGUCAAACUCUCUUCUUAAUGAGACCAAGUGAUUCUUACCAAAGGUGCUGUUGAGUCAUUGCAUGAUAAAAACAAAGGUGCUGCUGUGACUUUGAAAAUAUUGUUGCCAUGUGGUGGAGCUUCCUUCUAACUAGUUCAGCCAGUGGUACAUAGAGCCAAGUGCUGUUGCUCUCUGAAAGGCAAUAGCUUUCCAGGUUCUCAAGCAGAAAUAUUUCUCAGCUCUUGCUUCCUGAGAUCCCUUUAAAGAGUGGCUGAGAACAGGGAAAUGACAGGGUUGAAUGUAGCUCCUUAUACUUGAAAAGCAUGCACAUGUUGCCACUUGGUCUCCUAAUGAAGAUUUUUUUCUUGAAUUUCUCAGAGAAAGUCCUGCAAGGGCACAUGGGAGUGUGCCAUACUGAACAAGUUCAACCAAAUUUUAAGUAAAUGCAUAACUAGGGCAGGUGUUCAGAUUAUAUUAACAAAUUAACAUCCAAGUGCCAAUUUGUGAUCAAAACAUAUUGCUUUCUUUUGAGUUCUAUAAUUAUACGGUAAAGUUGCAAAAGGAAUUGUAUAGACUACUUGUGAAGCAUCUAGCUAGAGUCCGUAGUAAACUGGAUUCACCUUGGUCCCAAAUACUUCUAGCUCAGAAGUGGGGAACCCUUGGCCCUCCAGGUGCUGUUGGAAUAUCUCUCCCAUCUUCUCUGAACGUUGGCAGUGCUGCGUGGGACUGCUGGGAGUUGAGCUCGCAACAACACCUGCAGGGCCACGGGUUCCCCAUCCCUGUUCUAGCCUGACAACUUUGGGGAUUAAACCCAGUGACAUGAUGAAAUAGGCUCUCUCUCCCCACUUUUGUAGGGAAGGACGUGUCUUGGGUGUCCUGGAAGUCUCUCGCUCCAUUGGGGAUGGGCAGUACAAGCGCUUUGGGGUCAUCUCUGUGCCAGAUGUCAAGCGCUGCCAGCUUACACACAACGACAGGUAAAACCUGACACAAGUACACAAAUGCAGAGAAUACAAGUGGGCUUUCUUUAGAAUAAACCAUUAAAUCACUCCUUGUGUUCUGUUUUGUUUCUAGGUCCUAAUCCCCCCACCCCCCAUAAAACUUAUCACUUAUUGCUCUUCCAGGUUUAUCCUCUUGGCUUGUGAUGGUCUCUUCAAAGUCUUCUCACCAGAUGAAGCUGUGAACUUCAUUAUGUCUUGUUUGGAGGUAAGGGGAAGAUAGGCUUGAGUGAGAAGAGACAGGGCUGCUUGUUAGGAAAGGAAUAUGGAAGAGGAACUCACUCUUGUUCUUUGGCUGGCAUGUAAGACAUCCACUUGAUGGGUUGCGUGCCCUGAUUCAACCAAGCAGGGACCAUGUAAACUUUAAUAUAUGUCUAGUUGCUGUUUCAGGUGGGAAGUGGGCAGAAGAGAGAUGGUCCCUCUGUCCCCAUAGCAGCAGGUGGCAGCGGGGCUUGUGGCGAGUUUACAAAAACACCAAAACAUUCCUUUCAGAUGACAGUGCAGGUAGCUAAUUGCAAGACUGAGUAGAGGCCCUUUUCUGAGUGUUUCUGUUUAAAUGAGAUGGUUUGCUGUGAAGGAAAGAGCCCCUUCACUGGUGACUUCCCAGCUGUGGAAUACCUUCCCCAAGAAAGACUCCAUUGACGUCUAUGUUGUGGCCUUUUCAGAGCCAGCUGAAGACAUUUAUACACCACCCCCCCAGCUUCCUAGUUCUAAAGCCACAUUUUUAGUGCUUAAUAGAUACUUGGCACUACUGUAUCCUCGGCUGCUGAUUUUACUUUUAUUACAAUACUUUUUAAAAAAAGUGUUUCUAACUUUAUGUCCAUGUUUGUACUUUAUAGUAUACCAGGGGUUGUGGGUGUUGAAAAGUCCCUAUACUUCCCAGGUGAUUUUUUGUGAACGAAUGAUAUACAAACAUUGUAAAUAAUUAGAAGUUACUCUGGGAAUGAGAGACAUGGGCACUGAAGUGCUCUCAGCAAAUUAAGUGAAAAGAAACUACCCCGCAUUUGUGUAUUCUGCUUCCCAACAGGACAAAACUAUUCCCACGAGAGAUGCCAAAUCAGCUGCUGAUGCUCGGUAUGAAGCAGCCUGUAACAGGCUGGCCAACAAGGCUGUGCAGCGAGGCUCUGCAGAUAACGUCACAGUUGUGGUGGUCCGGAUUGAGCAGUGAUGCCGAGAAUAGGUGCAAGUGAGGUCCUUAGCAGCAUGCAGUGGAUUUAAUGGAACAAGUUAGUGUGCCUGUGAGUGUGUAUGUGUGUAUGUAGGGUUUCGGUUGUGUUUCCGCCCCUGAAUGCUCUUUAUUUGUAAAUAAAAGGGAUUUUUUUCUAACUGUUCAAGUUGGUUCAUUGUUUCAUAGAAUCACAAUUGGAUGGAAUGGGGCUGUCUAAUCCACCGAGUGAACUUCUUAGAUAAAAUAGUGUACAGUUGAUGCUCAUAGUGCUUGACUUGCACAAGGCACCUUGUUUUUUGUAUUCCAGCACCUUAAGCACAAAAUACAUGCAUUUUGUGCUGGUUCCGUAGAGGAAGGAAAUGAUGUAUUGAGCUUCUGAGUUAAAAGAUGCUCCAGAGUUCAAAACAGUUCAAUACAGCUUGAGAGAACUAACUAUGCAUUCGUAGUUGCCUUUCAGGAAUUUCCCUUUCAGGCAGUUGUAAUAAUCCAUCUGGAGUUUUAAAAAGCGGCUGUAAAUUUUGCAUGGAAAUUGCUAAAAGAGGAUCACACAGGAAAGUUUUUGGAGUGUGAUCUCACACCAAAACCCACUGGAUUGCUCUCUGCACCUCUUUAAAGGGGAUACUCUUGCUAUUGGCAAAAGGUAGGUAUCAAAAGCUAAACUUAAAAAGCUGGUGAAAAGCUGGUAUGUACCUUGGUUGUCAUCUGUCAAUAGAAAGUAAAGGUUGUGCACAGUUGUACCGGUAUACUCACUCCUGAGUAAAUGGGAAUACACCAGGCUCUUCGUAGUAGAAUCUACAUCUGGUAUGUGAUCAGAUGGGGAUAGAAAAGUAAGCCACACUUUUGUGAUGCUGAGACUUGUAUGUGACGUUUUUGGGAAGAGGGGUCUAAUAUUUUUCAUAGCAAAUAAGGGCUAUGUCAUUAUGAGUUUAAAAGGUUGCAGUUUGCAAAAGAUGAAACACGAACUCUGGGAGGUUUUUAAGGCUGCUUUAUAACUGCAUCUACAUGACUUGAGGUUUCUACACUGAGUCACUGGCCCUUAAAUGAGCCGACUCUGGGCAAGCGAUGGCACACACGCUUAUGCAAGUUGCCACUUGAUGUUUUCAGUCAAGUGGUGAGCAUGUUUGAGUUCAGUCACCAGAUGUCCUCUGUGAUCAUAGAUCUGUUGUCUUAAACAGUUCAUAGCAGUUGCUUUAGCAAAAGAAGCCAAUUAAUACAAGGGAAAGCAUAUAUUUUUUAAUUAGAAACUGUCUUGAAAACAAUCCAUUAUAAUUUACAGAAAGUACACCAUGGUGCAACAGUUUGUGUCAGUGCAUGCACAUACACUCAGCCAAUCAGAACGAAAGAUAAACAGACGUCUGAGAAUGCAAGAACAGCUCUAAAACUAAGGGUGGGUGGUACGUGUGACCUUCUCCAGCAUCGCAAGUCUAUGAAAAAACACCACUUUUUCUCUUACAGCCUUGGUUAUUUUGUAUAUUCCUUCUCUAAGCAAAUAAAAUGCAUUUAACAGCAAGUGCAUAAAUAUAUUUCUUAAUAUAGUGCAAUAAAUAGACCUGCUUAUAAUGGAAGCUUCAGUGGGAAGGCUAAUGCUGACUGUGCUGCUGGGCAGGGCACCACCUUGCCCUUAUCAGGCCGUGUGGCAUUUCCAAAGUGAAAAGGGGUGGGUGUAUACGGUUUACUGAGAAUUUGCCUUUUCUAAAACCUAACAACUUAAUAUUUGGCUGCCCAGAAUCCUUUUCAGUAUGCUCUGCCUCUUAAGAAUUUUUUUGGCUUGGAGGGAAAUAAACUUUCCCUGUUCCUUAUUCUUUGAGAGGAAAAAGGAAUGAAGAGCAAGGGGAGAGAAGCUUACUUGUCAGUGUUACUCUAUAUUAAAACGAAUCCUUCAUGUAGAAAGAUUCAGCUAUCAAGAACUCCUUGCUAGAUUUCUUGAUGCAGUCAGUUUUUCCACAGCACUAUGUACUGACUGAAACAUGGCUUUCUGCAUUCUGAACUGUCCUAUUUUAAACUGAUCUAUUUAAACUGAUCUUGUAAGAAAUUAUCGAAGAAACAAAUCUUGUUGAAGCAGAGGUGGUGCUCCCUUAUGAAAAUUUCCACGAUGACUUGCAGGGACUGAUUAUAUAAAAUAGAGCAGCUGGGGCAACCUGUUACACAAGUAACUUCUCAGGCUAAAAUAGAUAAGGGUAUGUGUUCAUCCCACACAGGAGCAGUUCUAAUGCCUGCCUACGUGCCCAAGGUUACAAUAAUAGUAGAAGAGGGUGGUGCUGCAUUCGCAAUUCUUGGAUAUCGUACUUUAGGGUGUACACAGCCUCAGAGAAAAUAAGGACAGUUACUAAGAAAUGGAAAUAACCAUCUCUUCCCUCGUCACGUAGUUAGGUU
Messenger RNA from Podarcis lilfordi (Lilford's wall lizard), 12881 nucleotides. The record is from the annotation of a GenBank genome assembly. Lineage: Eukaryota; Metazoa; Chordata; Lepidosauria; Squamata; Lacertidae.